ACUCCUCAAUUUACUGUGACCGAUAUCAUGGAGUUACAGCAAUGCUCUCCUGGUACCGACGGACGCUCGGCAGGACAUUUGGUUGGACAAGUUAUUAGAAUAUCGCAGAUGAACCGGUGAUCAUCAAUCUAAUCCAGAGAGGUUGUAUCACUACGGCGCAGAACUAUGGAAGACGACGACGCCUCAAAGAUUCGAGACAAAGAUGUUGUAGAUGUGACCAUGUCAGAAAAUAUAUCCAAACCUGAUACGACGAGGGAUGGUGCUGGUAUUUUAAACAGAAGGCCGACCCCAAGGGAACUAAGUCGUCUGUCCCUUCUGGUGGAAGCGACAAUGGUUACGAUGUUGUUUAUUGAACUUGGUCUUUCUUUCGAAGACAUCGAGUCAGUAAGACAUGAUUGCUAUCCUUUAGCGCAUAUCACAUAUAUCACAAAGCUGUUUUUACGCUGGACUUAUGCAUAUCCUAAGCAAACGUUCCAUCACAUCGAACGGGCUAUGACGUGCAUUGGCAUGAACACGGACCAUAUCUUAGAGGUGAUCGAAACUGAGGAAGAAAGUGUAGUGGAAGAUAUAGUUCCAAUUGAAGUGUUAGCAAGACCUCCAUCUGAUGAUGAAGUAAAGGAAAUAACUAAUUUCAUUGGCAAUACAUUUGUCAACCUGUUUCUUGAAAUGGGACUGUCAAUGACAGUCAUUGAGCAUCAAAUGCUUUUUCCAUCUGGUUUUAAUCUAAAGAUGAAAGCACUCCUCCAUUAUUGGAAAGAAACAUUCAAGGAAAAGGCUACCAUAGGCAGAUUGUUGACGGCGAUGAAAGUUGUUAAGAUGGACUGGUACUCAACAGCAACAAUCUGGGCGACAUGUCAGGAGAAGGACGAUACCAGACGGAGACGUUUAAUUAAAGAUCAACAGAAAUUUAUGGCUGGAAUAGCUGAUAAUGUUGAAACCCCCUGCAACAUUACUGUCACUGUCGUAGGUCACAAAGGAGUAGGGAAAACAUGUUUCGUCAGACAAAUCAAACAAGAAUAUAUUCCGGAAGGUGGGCCAAACUCGACGGACACCGCUGAUUUGUAUAUAAACCAUCUAGCUUACAAUCCGGACACCGGCGUCCGAAAGGAACUUGAUGAAAAUGGGGAAGAAGAGACCGGCCGGCAACGAAUUAAAAGGAUCAUAGAUAGAUAUGACAAAAUGGAAAUGACUGAUAAAGAUCCAUCUGAAAGUACGCCGAAUAUACAGGAUCAGGAUAAAACGCCACCUACGAUAAAAGAAACACCCACAAAUGAAGUCGCAUCCACAUCAUUACCUUCCUCAUCAUACACGACAAAAGAAGUUCAACGGCAAACAAAAUCGCAAGCGCGUCCUUCCCGUUUAAAUGAAGAAGCCCGGUCCGUAGCAUUAUCUUCCGAACAAAAAAAACUUAUAGAGGAGAUAAUGCUCACUGUAUCAAAGGAAGAUGAUAAACAGAUGAAGGGUUUCAUCACAAUCUGUGACUUUGGAGGAGAGAAAGUGUUCUAUAACACCCAUCACUGUUUCAUGUCAAGCAACAUGGUUUUCGUCCUGGUAUUCGACGUGGCGAUGUGUCUAGAUCCUGUCAGAUCCAAGGAUGGUUACGAAAGGAUCGAAACCUGGCUGAAGUCUAUCGCUACCUUUGCUGUUGACCAAGCAGCCCUUGGUAAAGGGACGCCUCCUGUAAUCCUGGUGGGAUCCCACCUUGAUGUCAUUUCUUCUGAUAAAGAAAAACAAGAAGCCGCAUUCGCCACGGUGCUGAAUAAGCUGUAUGAGAAUCCACACCUGAGUGAAAUCAUGGAAAAACAUGUGCAGGGAGUCUAUCCUAUACCCUACUUGAAUCAUUCCAAAAAGAAUCAAGACAUAUAUGAUGAGGUGUGGAGGAAGAUCAUAGAAAUUGCUCCGCUUCAAUCUCGAUGGGGAAAACCUGUCCCUGCCAAAUGGGUCGCCCUUGAAUACCAACUGGUAAAACUUAAGAAGGAGGGUGGCAUCAUUCUUACGUAUGAAGAAUUGUUGGAAAUAAACAGAAAGUCAGCAGUACCACUAACAGAACAUGAAAUCCCUUAUUUCCUUAGGAACCUGAGGUAUGCUGGGUCUUUUCUUUGUUUUAACCUUCAAAACAAUACAGCAUUUAUCGUUCUUAAACCUCAGUGGAUAAUUGAUGCAUUCAAGGCCAUUAUCACGGAUCGCAAGUUCACGGCCGGCCUGUCGAGGCAGCUAAAAUUGCGGUGGAGAAAGUAUGAGAAAUCUGGUAUUCUAACACUCGACUUUAUCCGGCAACUUUGGCGGACAAACGAGGACGAAAUCUUCCUUAACAACAUAAAUACGCUUUGCAGCAUCAUGGAAACACUUGGCUUGCUAGCAAAUCCAUUGUUAGAUAAAUCAAAUGACGAGGUUGAUUAUUACAUAGUUCCAAGUAUGCUCCAAACGGCGGAUCCCGAGAUCAUUCGACCAAUACUAGAUGACACUGAAACUGUCACCACUGUCACUCUUUGCAUCAAGUUCGACAAUCCAUUCAUCCCACAAGCCGUGUGGGACAAGGUUAUCGCUGCCUGCAUCCACAGAUUCCAACAACUAAAUGAGCGCGGGUAUGACGGUUCAACGUUUAUCCAACGCGGAUUUGUCUGUCUAUCUGUAGACUUUCUGUGGAACGUUAUCAUCAACUGCAGCGAAAAUGUCAUGAAGAUUACAAUGUUCAAGAAGGAUACGGAUAAAUCAGUACCAGCAGGAGCCGGAGUGAACCUACUCAGUAUUCUAGAUUUUCAUCUCAAAAGGAUUCUGAAAUUGAAUCACCAGAGUCAUCUCAAGUACCAGUUCUACCUCCACAACGACUACAGCUUCUCAGCCGAUGACAAGAUGGUGAAGGUAGCCAAACUCGAACGGACCCCACGCUUACAAUGUCACAGCUCUAAUGAUAGCCGAUUUCUAGAAAGAGAAGACCUCCGCGUCUGGUUUAAAGGAGCAGAUUGGAAGGCCAAGGGGACCCAUUUGGAGCAUAAUAAACUGGCAAAUGAAUUACCUGAUAGAAGUUUGAGUUUCAAAGAGGUUGGUCGAGUCUCUAAACACAUCGGGAAAUCGUUCUCGGUUUUCUUUGGCGAAUUAGGCUGUCCUGUUGAGGAUGUGGAUCGGAUGAGGAGUGAGAACCAUGGAUUGUCGUUUAGAUCUCUCUAUACGGAGAUCUUUAUUCACCUUCUUAUGAACAUGACAGAUCUCAGUUUUGCGAGAGUUGCAGUUACAAUGUUGGGACACGGAAUAGAUCAAGGAAAACUUUCAACCGUUGUGGACGAGAAUAGACAAACUAUAUUUGAUGUCGUAGCUUUGCCGGCAAGUUGUCUACAGAAAUGUCUAGCUGUAAAUGACGCCCCUAAUAUUGCGAAACACGUGGACCCUAAAGCCUACUUCAACCUGUUCCUGGAGCUAGGAUUCCAUCCGACACAGAUAAAGGAGUUUGAUGUCAAUUUCAGACACAAAGACAGUCUCGAAAAGAUAACUGCUAUGCUGAAGCAGUACAUAAAAGAAACCCAACCCUGUCCAACUGUCAACACGCUUCUUCUUGCAAUUCAGGAAUGCGACAUGGACAUUGACGCCGUCAUAACUUCAUUAAAUUGCACUAAGGAUAUGCCCAUGGAUGUCCCUUGAGCCUGAAGGACAAAUCUGUUAUCCAGAUAGUACAGAAAAGACAGUGGAAUUGCUCUUCUAUUCUAAAACCGUUCUGUCCGGCAUCAGAAUGACGUCAUCAUUGUGCAAUGUUACCCUAUUAAAUCGGAAAAUGACAUCAAUCAAAUCCUACGAUGUCUAACGACAAGAACGUGUGUAAUAAAAAGAAUCACCUAUGUGAGAUAUAGACAGAUAUACAUUUAAGACGUCUAAUGACGGAAUGAAAAUAAUCAUCCAUGUGAGAUACAGACAAAGAUACCUUACGAUAUUUGGUGACAGGAACGUGUGUGAUAAAAAAACACCCAUGUGAUAAUUAUAUAUAGAGAGAUACCUUACGAUAUCUAGCGACAAGGAGGUGUGUGAUAAAAAUAAUCAUUCAUGUAUGAUAUAUACAGAGAUAUAUCUUACAUGAUAUCUGGUGACAGGAAUGAAAAUAAUCAUCAAUGUGAGAUAUACAGCAGAUUCAAUUUCUCUGGCCUACGAUAUUUCAUUUAACCGUUAUUUAGGAACUAUCAAUUACAAUAGAAAUCAAUCUAAAAUUUGUUUUAGAUAAACGAAAAAAAUGUUGCUGUACUAUGAUUAUUGUGCAUUGUACUUUGAAAUGUUUGUUCCUAUUGACUUGGAACUAUUCUAUCCAAAUCCUCAAUGUUCAAAACACCUUUACGGUACAAAAAAUUGUUCAUAAAGACAAAAAAAAAUAAAAGAUCACAGUAAUAACCCAGAAUUUCUGGGAAUGGAAAGUGACUCAGAAUCGUCAAUGGUUUUAAAAUGCAUUAAGAUGGAUCUAUAUUUCAGUACAUAUUACUUUAUGUAUCUUGAUUUGUAACACAUAAAAAAGCUUGAUCAUAAGAUAAUAAUUUUAUCAAAUAUAACAUCAGUAACGCUGUGUCAUAAAUAUAUAUUAGAUAGCAUUAUAAAUGAAUACUGCAUCAUGCAAAAAUAAAUCAAAUUCAAAGGAGUUGCUUCUAAAUAGCAAGUCAGUCCCUAUCAAUUCCUUUCCUUCUUGAAAAAAUACACACAUUAAUAUUUAUAAGCAUUUUUAACAUCUCCAUAUAGCUUGUCAGACUCUGCUUUCAGUUACCUCCCCUUAUACCAGAGAGUAAGGCAUAUUAUACUGUAUGAAUAAAAUGUCUUGAUGCAUAUAAUACUAGUAGGACGAAGUUUGCUUCUCGUUAGUAUUAAUAGAAAAGAAUAUUUGACCCUACCCCUACUAUAUCAACACGGUGUAACACUACGAUGCAUCGACUGUGGAACGGAAGUAUACUUGAUUGGUCGAUAAUUAUAGUUAGUAUAGUAUAUAGAGGUAUCGACCAAUCAGAUUGCAAUCGCAUUCCAUCCAUCUUCUCACGUUUAAAUCAUUGUCAUACGACAAAAGAAUAACAUGCACUGAUAUUUAAGGAUUCUAAACCAAGGUACAAUACUGAAGUUGUAUGCAUUUAAUAUUUUAAUCGAAUUGAACUUAAUUUCAAAGUAAAUCGAAGUUCAUCCCCACUUCCGGUUUUUGCGAAUGGUACACCUUGCUGGGGGCUAAUUUGUUUCUAUAAUACUGACCAGAAGCAGACGCCUGUGGACUGAGACCACAAUUAAGUACUUCCGGGUUCAGGCCCCACGAAUGAAGUCCCCUCAAAAUGUAUGUAUUUCAGGAAAACA
This is a messenger RNA of Pecten maximus, 5304 nucleotides long. RefSeq lists its product as uncharacterized. The record is from RefSeq and is a predicted model, not a curated record. The coding region runs from base 166 to 3636 and encodes 1156 amino acids. NCBI's taxonomy places the organism in Eukaryota, Metazoa, Mollusca, Bivalvia, Pectinida, Pectinidae. The transcript is spliced from 14 exons.